GUUCUUGUUUUGGUGACUUUUAGUGGCUUGUUGGUUACUAAAUGGCUAAUGCAUUUCGUCGUUUUGCUAAUCGAGCUAAACUACUUGCUCAAAAAGAAGGUUCUUUAUUUCGUCUACGGUCUGAAAAAGAGCGUCCAGGUCUGCAUUUGGCUGUGCGUGGUUUUAGGCACGUGGGUUUUGCUAUUCCAAGAAAGGGUAAAACCGUCAAAAGACACAACGCGUAUAUUGAAUUUCAUAACGUGGACAAUCGCCACGUUCCUCAUCGGCUCGUUCCUGUGGCUAUUAAAGACUCUGCUUUUAAAGAUUCUGGCGUCUUCGUUCCACGUGAACACGUUCUUCGACAGAAUCCAAGAAAGUAUAUUCCAUCAGUAUAUUCUGCUGACCCUCUCGGGCCCGCCGGUUAUGGAGUCGGCGCAAAUGUUCGGCAAGACGAAUAGUAAUGUGAGUCAGAUAAGUUUUCGUGUGGGGAAGAAGGGUAAAGAGGGGAAAGAAAAGAAGGAGAAGGAGAAAGAAGUGAUCGAUAUAAAUAAACUACAUCGGAUGAAACAAGAGAAGGUUUCUGCGUGGACGAUGAAAAUGUUGGUUGAUGUUAUUUCUAAUUCGGGACUUACGACGCUCUCGAAUGCGAUCGACGAGAGUGUUUAUGACGGUGGUAAUGAAGUGGCUGAUAAGGAGAUUACGAACGAGGAAGAGGCGAUUGCGGCUGCUUAUCACUUGUUUAGGAAUGUUGCGCAGCCUGGGUGCAAGUACAUUGACGAAUAUGACUUCCGGAGAUUCAUGAUAAAAGAAGAGGUUGAGUUUGUAUUUCCUAUGAUCGAUGUGGCUGAAACCGGGCAGAUUGACAGAAAAACGUUAACCGAAUGGGUGGUGAAGGUUUACAAAAGCCGAAAAUCACUAGCACAUGCGCUCAACGACACAAAAACAGCUGUAAAGCAAUUAAACAAGCUUGUUACGGUGGUUUUAUUUAUUAUAAUCGUAAUAAUAUGGUUUCUCAUAACUGGAAUAGCAACCACAAAAGUUCUCGUAUUUUUCUCGUCACAGCUCGUUUUAGCUGUCUUUGUUUUCGGAAACACAUGCAAGACAAUAUUCGAAGCUAUUAUCUUCGUAUUUGUGAUGCACCCUUUCGACGUUGGAGAUCGCUGCGUUAUCGACGGUACUCAGAUGGUUGUCGAAGAGAUGAAUAUACUGACGACUGUGUUUCUCAAAUCGGAUAAUGAGAAAGUAUUUUAUCCGAAUUCCGUUUUGUCUACCAAACCUAUUAGCAAUUUCUAUCGAAGUCCGGAUAUGGGCGACAAUCUCGAGUUCUGCAUUGAUUUCAAGACCCCAGUCGAGAAAAUCGGGAGCCUUAAAGAGAAAAUCAAAAAGUACUUGGAGAAAAAUCCGCAGAAUUGGCAUCCGAAUCACAGUUUCGUGGUGAAGGAAAUCGAAAACAUAAACAAAAUAAAGAUGGCCGUAUUUAUCAACCACACGAUGAAUUUCCAAGACUACAAAGAAAAGAGCAGACGAAGAUCGGAAUUCGUGCUGGAGAUGAAAAGGAUUUUCGAAGAGUUGAGUAUCGUAUACGAUCUUCUUCCUCAACAAGUCCAUUUAAUUGAACCGAAAACAUCAGAAAUUACCAGCAAAUGAUUUUUAUUUUAUUUAUUUUUCUCAUUGAACUCAAAGUUUCGUAGUAUCAUGCAAAAGUAGUAAGCGGUCGUUCGAUGAUUUUAAAUUUGUUCUCAGACAUCAACGAUGGUGCCACGAUCUCGAUGUAUUACUAUGUCGGAGUUUAUUUUGUUUUGUCGUAUUAGUUUUUUUAUGGUUGAAAACUUGUC
Molecule: messenger RNA, 1814 nt
Organism: Erythranthe guttata (spotted monkey flower)
Lineage: Eukaryota; Viridiplantae; Streptophyta; Magnoliopsida; Lamiales; Phrymaceae
Product: mechanosensitive ion channel protein 10
Biological process (GO): monoatomic anion transport; detection of mechanical stimulus; transmembrane transport
Cellular component (GO): plasma membrane
Molecular function (GO): mechanosensitive monoatomic ion channel activity
Source: RefSeq, a predicted model, not a curated record